AUGUCGUACUUCAGCUCUCAGUUCUCUUCCUCUCCCGUCCUUACCAUGUCUCCCCAACAUGCCCACCAGUCAAUGGGUAUGGCAAGCUUCGGACACCACACACCACCCCGAUUUGCACCUCUGCCAAGCCAGUUCGCUGCUCAGCCUGUUCGACCUUCUGCAGCUGGUAGAAAGCGUUCCCGGGACGAGGCCUCUGAAAACCUUGAGCCUGACAUGAAGUCCCUGCCCGUUGAAGAGCCCGAAGAGGAAUGGAUCUACGGCCCUGGCAUGACCCUCAUCAAGAAGAGUACUCGCUACGUCACAGACGCCAGCAGCCAAUCCGGCACCUGGGUUGAGGAGAAGAAGGCUGCUGAAGAGGCGGCCAUCAAGGAGGCGCGCUCUCUGAUCAGAAACCCCAAGCUGCAGCGCGUAUCGCCCACUCUAUCCAGAGCACCUGCAGCCAGCACUUCUCCCCUCCAGUCUGAAGUCAAGCCUGCUAUUGAGGGCCCCGUUGUCGAUAACUUCACUCUGCACCUUGGCAUUGGCUGGCGAAGAAUCAGUGAAGAAGAGCACAUCCAAGCCGCCGCUCGUGGUUGGGCUCGCUACAUAGAGAACCACUUCCCUGUUACCAAUGCUCGAAUCCUUCUUGAGAGCAACGGUCUCCAGUCGUAUCUGGUGGAGACCAACGAGGGCUUCUUCCUAUUUGCCGAGAACCUCCGUCAAGGCCAACUUGUCAGCCAGAAUGCUGAGGGCGUACUCCGAAAUCUUCAAUGUUCUCCUCCUAUUUUUGACGAAAUGGAGGUUCUUUCAGCAGCCGAAUCACCGCGACCAACCAACGCCGUCCCUGAUAUGGACAUGAGAAUGGACUAG
Messenger RNA from Fusarium fujikuroi IMI 58289, 849 nucleotides. RefSeq lists its product as uncharacterized. The transcript has a single exon. Bases 1 to 849 code for a protein of 282 amino acids. The record is from RefSeq and is a predicted model, not a curated record. NCBI's taxonomy places the organism in Eukaryota, Fungi, Ascomycota, Sordariomycetes, Hypocreales, Nectriaceae.